Prorocentrum cordatum is the source of this 360-nucleotide messenger RNA. NCBI's taxonomy places the organism in Eukaryota, Dinophyceae, Prorocentrales, Prorocentraceae. The record is from the annotation of a GenBank genome assembly.
AUGAUGGUAGGCGAUAACCGCAAGUACAAUGUCGCUUUGGUGACCCUGGUCGCGGAGGGUUCCACGGGUGAGUUCCCAGGCACCGACAACUUGGCGGGCGCGGCUUUGCAGGUCAACCCGAAGGUGAAGACCAUCUCGGAGGCGCUGAAAGAUCCCGUGUGGCAGAGUUACAUCCAGCAGGGGCUUGACAAAACGAACGCGAACUCGCUGGUCUGCCACAACAACGCCUUCAAGAUCCAAAGGUUCGCCAUUCUGCCGCGGGACUUCUCCAUCGAGACGGGCGAGUUCACGCCGACACUCAAGCUCAAGAGGCCAGUGGCUGCAGAGAUUUGGAAGGAUAUCAUUGAUACGAUGUACUGA